AUGUCUCUCUCGUCCGCGUCAAGCACUCUGCUGCGCGCUUGCGCCCGCCAGCAGCUGCCCACCACCCGCGCCGCCGUCGCCUCCUGCCAGCAGCAAAGAGGACUGACUGAGGCCUCCAAGUCCUCCUCCUUCGAGAGCCCCUUCGGCAGAUCCCAGGAAUACCAAUCGACCCUGAAGAUCCCCAGCUUCGGCAAAUACUCCUCCGGCAAGGCCCCGCGCUCGAACCAGGUUUUCUCCUACUUCAUGGCUGGUGCCCUCGGUCUGGGAUCCGCUGUCGGUGCCAAGGCUACUGUCCAGGACUUCCUGGUCAACAUGUCCGCCUCCGCCGACGUCCUCGCUCAGGCCAAGGUUGAGGUCGGUCUUGCCUCGAUCCCCGAGGGCAAGAACGUUAUCAUCAAGUGGCGUGGCAAGCCCGUUUUCAUCCGUCACCGCACUCAGGAUGAGAUCCAGGAGGCUCAGCAGAUCGACUGGAAGACCCUCCGUGAUCCUCAGGCCGAUGAAGACCGUGUCCAGAAGCCCGAGUGGCUUGUCAUGCUUGGUGUCUGCACCCAUCUUGGUUGUGUCCCAAUUGGUGAAUCCGGUGACUAUGGCGGCUGGUUCUGCCCCUGCCACGGUUCCCACUACGACAUCUCCGGCCGUAUCAGGAAGGGUCCCGCUCCUCUGAACCUCGAGGUUCCCCAGUACAACUUCCCCGAUGAGGAGACCCUCGUCAUCGGUUAA
Aspergillus clavatus NRRL 1 is the source of this 720-nucleotide messenger RNA. RefSeq names its product ubiquinol--cytochrome-c reductase catalytic subunit RIP1 (gene rip1). Bases 1 to 720 code for a protein of 239 amino acids. The transcript has 4 exons. Gene Ontology annotation, molecular function: 2 iron, 2 sulfur cluster binding; quinol-cytochrome-c reductase activity. Gene Ontology annotation, biological process: mitochondrial electron transport, ubiquinol to cytochrome c. The record is from RefSeq and is a predicted model, not a curated record. Lineage: Eukaryota; Fungi; Ascomycota; Eurotiomycetes; Eurotiales; Aspergillaceae. Gene Ontology annotation, cellular component: membrane.